Phaethon lepturus (White-tailed tropicbird) is the source of this 861-nucleotide messenger RNA. It is a transcript of the gene CIMIP2A, whose product is annotated as family with sequence similarity 166, member A. The transcript has 6 exons. The annotation marks the transcript as partial. NCBI's taxonomy places the organism in Eukaryota, Metazoa, Chordata, Aves, Phaethontiformes, Phaethontidae. The record is from RefSeq and is a predicted model, not a curated record.
CACGGUGUCCAGCGUUACCUCCCUGGGCGUCCAGGAUACUUUCCCUAUGGGAAAGCUGGGGCUGCAACAAGCUUUCCGGAAUCAGUCCUUGGGCCAAAAUCACCCCUGCCGGGGCCAGGGCCAGCAGAGGAAGAGCUGGUGAUGAUGCACAUGGACCCCAUGCCCCAGCACCACCCCGGCGAGUACGUCCCGAGGACACAACUGCCGCACGGGUACCCACAGAGGAUUUCAUGCCGUCCUGCCUCUGAGGGGCGAGAGUGGCGAUUGCCCAAGCUGACCCCGGCUUCUGGACAGGGAAAAAGUUGCGGUGCCUUGGCAGGAAGCAAACUGCCCGUAAAAAUUGAAGGUGUGACUCUGCCAGGAGUGGCUGAAACCGCAGAUGUGGAGCAAGACGAUCGGCUACCAAAACUGAAUGUACCAAACGCGAUCCAACAGAAAGUCAUUCCAGGGUAUGCUGGAUUCAUCCCCCGCCUCACCUGGAUUAAUGGUGUGAACUACCUCCAGGCUGUGAAGGAAGCCAUGAACGAAUUUGACCGACAUCAGUUUUUGCAGAGAAACCCAGCUUGCAGCUUUGGCAAGAGAUUUCCCCAAACAUACUGGCCUAACAACAGAAUUUACACCAGUGCUGGACUGAUACCUUCCUACAUGGGUUUCGUACCAGACCUCCGACACACCUAUGCACUCACAUUUGGAAACAGCACCCGAAAAGCUUACCAAAAGGAACAAAGGAGACAAGCUUGUGCACUGUGAAAAAUGCUUUAAUGGUGCCUGUACAGCAUUUGAAGUGACUUUGAGACAGGAAGAGGAACACAACACAGACAGAGAAGUUUUGAAUGAAAGAGUUCAUACAGCUUUAAACAA